Messenger RNA from Entamoeba invadens IP1, 2166 nucleotides. RefSeq lists its product as hypothetical. The transcript is spliced from 2 exons. Gene Ontology annotation, biological process: retrograde transport, endosome to Golgi. NCBI's taxonomy places the organism in Eukaryota, Evosea, Mastigamoebida, Endamoebidae. Gene Ontology annotation, cellular component: GARP complex. The record is from RefSeq and is a predicted model, not a curated record. The coding region runs from base 1 to 2166 and encodes 721 amino acids.
AUGAUCUCAUCCAAUCUCCCUCAACCAGCCGUUCAGCCAAACCCGAUGGAUGCGAACAGUGACAAAUUUGAUCCCGUCUAUUUUAUCAACAAAAACAUUCCUCAAUUUGAUCAUCGCAAAAUUUCAGAUCUAGAGGACGGAACGACACACGAGCAAAUUCAGAUACAAAAAACGGUCUUUUCUCUUCUUCAGUCGCAACAAACAUUAGAGCGGGAAUCUUUAAAAAGCAUGCAGAUCUUACCUGACGAGGUAUCAUCUCUUGGAAGAAAGAUGAAUACAUUGAAUGGUGAGACUCAAUAUACUGAAGCGAUAUUAAAAAGUAUAUGUGAAGGUGUUCAACUGCUUGGGCUAAUGAAAUCAAACAUCACCUUCACCGUUCAACUCAUUCGACACGUCGAACAACUCGACAUGUUGAUAUCAAAUUGCCAGAACUCAUUGAAAGAUAACGACCCGCUGAGUGCGGCAGACGCGCUUCGAACAGCUAAACUCAUCCUUCAAACGUACAAUGAAGUGUCGUCGUUAGACAUCUUUGCCAAUUCGAUCAAAGAGCUUAAAAGAGUCUGCAACGAAGUCGUGAGUGCCGCGACUACGGCGGUUGUUCAAUUUGAGAAGGACGAUAUCGACAAAAAGAUGAUGAGAAACUACUUUGAGUUGGUUGAAGAGGUUUUCGAUGAACAGAAAGACGGGUUUAAAACUUAUCUGGUCACCCAUUUGACUAUGGGAUAUGCAAAUGCGUUCCCACUCAAUGCCGAACAAAGCUCGUUGUUAAACAUCUCCAAAAGGUAUCAAUGGUACUUGGAGAAGUUGACUUUCGCGAAGGACAAAUUCACAAAUACAUUACCACCCCAAUGGAGGUUUUGGGAGUCAAUGACACAAGACUUCUGUGCGACUUCUAAAGAAGCAUUCCACGACUUACUUGAAAAACAGUCACAAGGUAAUGCGGAACAAUUCACAACGUGUUUGGUGAAGGCUAUUCGGAGCACUCGGGCAUUUGAAGCUGAGGUAAUCAAACGAAUUCGACAAGAGAAAUGCGUUGAAGGAGAGACGUGUCUGAUAUAUGAAGGAAUCAUUUCAAAAUGUUUUGAUGGGUACAUGGAUUUCUAUAUCGAAAAGGAGAAGGAGAAUGUGAUGACAUUUUUGAACAAAUUCACGAAUGAAGAGAAGUUCACGGUCGAUGAGGGGUCUGUUGUUCUUUUAUCGUCUAAAGAUUUGAUACUGUAUUAUAGGAAAUGUAGUGAGCGAUGUAGUGCGCUGACGCAUGGCGAACCUUUAAUAAGUGUGUGUCAGGUCAUUGCAAAUGCAACGUGUGAAUUUUCGAAAAGUAUGCAACAGAAAGCUGUCUGUAAAGAUUUGAAAGAAACGUUGAGGAGGCAAAGUCUUGUUGUCAACACACUGAAGUAUGUUUAUUUUAGAGUCGAAAGAUUGAUGACAACAACGUUGAGUCAUUUAAUCGACCAAGCACAUGACAUCUUGAGAGUGAUGCAAACCAAAAUAAUUGGGGUUAUUGGAGAAAUCACAGAACAAAUAGUGACUGUCAUUUUAAGACCAGUAGACGACAUCAUGAUGGAGAUGACACGACAGAAUUGGGUUAUGCAAAAUGACGAAGAAAUUGAAUACGUUGAGAACAUGACACGAGUAAUUCAAGACUAUGUGACUGUGAUUGAUAAAUACAUUGUGAACGACUACUUCUUACAAGUAUGUUCAUUGAUAACCGCGGUAUUCUGUGAGAAGUACGUUGAUAUGUUAAUGAAGUGUAAACGCAUCAAUGAAAUAGGUGCGCGAAAUCUGUUGAUUGACUAUUCGCAAGGAAGAGGGUUUUUCCUGAAAUUGCCAACACGAAAUAAUCCGAUCGUGUUAGAGGGUAUUGGUGACACUUCCGUUAAAAACACGAAUUACGAUUUAAGUGAAUACACAUCAGAGACCGGGAAGGAAUACACAAAAACGGAAGCCAUAUUGAAAAUCCUUCAAAUUGGCGAGAAAGACAAAGCGUAUGAAACGUUUCAAUACUUCUUCCCUGAGAUGUCAAAUGACAAUUUCCAACGAAUAUGGGACUUGAAAGAGAAGCAAGGCAUUCAGGGCAAAACAGAGGCAACGCUAUCAAAGAUUAAACUGACAUUUUCGAAAAAGCCCGAUUGGUACAGGUCGUUCUUCUCGACUAUGCAGUGA